AGUGCUUCCGGGGCACUUGGUGCAUCGUCAGGGACUGUUGUUUCAGUAGUAUUAACUUGUUUAUCGUUAUUUUUCAAAGGUUUUGUGCUGCUACUUUGCACGAGGUUCACCAGCGACCCGAUCCGAAUGUUUUUGAUUAUUUAAAGUAGGUGAAAUAUGUUUCUUUUGGUGCGAGGAUAAAAAAAAAAAAAACAAUUUUUAUUCGAUCCAAACAGACACUAAAACGGAAGUGGUGCCAAACUUUUAGUUGGACAUGGAGCUCCACUGCUACAUGUGUUAAAUAUGUUAUACACCAGCUUGUUGACUAAGUAAAUUCUCUUCACCCUCAUUCAUUGAGAGUUUUUUCUUUUUUUUCAAACACAGCAGAGACUUCCUAAUGUCAUCUCCUCCUCAGGGAUAUCGCCACCAUGAUUAUUGUGAGGCUGACAGUGACGUCACCUCCUUGGCCUGGCUGUCAAUAUGCAAACAGACCAGAAAUGAGGACAGCAAAUCAACAUCUGCUGCAUCUGGCUUUGGUGGCAGCAGGGGAAAUGUGUCCAGAGAAGCGGCAGACGACAGGAAGUCCAGGUCAGGUUCAGGCGUUGCUGAAAAUCCAGCACCAGACGGAUCGGACCAGCCCAUCUACUCUGCGGCAUGGGUUGACGACAUCCUUCAGCGGUUUGGUCUCCAGAAGGAGGACCUGGAUGAGCUGAACGCCUACCCCGAGGAUCACAUCACUCCUGAAAAUCUGAACCACAUCCUGGCGCGGAUCUCCCUCCAGAAGAAGAGGAGAGCUGCAGGAAGCUCCGAGUCCCAUCCCGACAUGGGUGAGAGCUCGGAGGACAGAUUAAACAGUGGACGGCCAUUAAUAAGGCAGGAAAACAUGCCAAGAAGUCACCUGGGAUCAAAUACAGCGAUUGACAACGGUCAUGUUGGCAGAAGCACGGUUAAGACUGUGGAAAAUCCUUUCAGUAAGGAAGUACUUCCAAAACCUCUGGUGGAGGUAAAAAGCAAACCUUCGGACUCUGAUCCGAGCCACAGCUCGAAGAUUAGUGACCAAAAUGAAAUACUUUUGUCCAAAGGCAAACCUAAACUCUCCAAAUGUGCGAUUUCAAACCAACCGGGUUCAGGUAACCUUUCCACAUGCGAGUCCCCCAAACCCAGCUCUCAGGGCCCUGCUGUUCCUCCCAGGCCUCCAGAACCGAACCGUCCGAACGCUCAGAAAAGUGAAACUAAGUCAAAGGAAGUGGACAAAAAGCCUCCCAAGAAGCAGAACCCUGAUGAUGGCACGGAGCUGAAAGUCGUGCAGCAGGAGCAGACUAAGACAGUGUCGACGACCCAAAAGGGCUCGAAGGAGCCGGUUUUAAUCGCCAAAGCAGCUUCCAGCAAACCGUCUGAGUCUAAGGCGUCAGGUUCUAAAAGUCAGCCUCCACCGGCCACCAUCAGAGACUAUGAAGGAGUCAAACCGAAGGUGUUUCCACACACCUGCUCGCUCUGUAACAAGGCGUGUUCUCACAUGACGGUUUGGCGUUCCCACCAGGAGACAGAAUCUCAUCGUGAGAACCGCAGAUCCCUCCGGAAAAGAUAUCCAGACUGGUGUAAAGAGCAUCCUCCGUCUCCCAGAAAUGCUGAGAGAUCGCCCUCAGCAUCUCGCUCUCAGCGUCGUCGCCAGAAGAGCGGACGCCGGAGUCGUUCUCGCUCCCGCAGCCCAAGCCGCCCCCGCCGCCGCAGGUCUGAGGGUCGAAGGGACAGACGCAGAGCCGUCUCCCGGUCCAGCUCCAGCAGCUCCGAGCGCCGUCGCAGUAAAAGCUCCAGUUCUGGCUCAAACAUCCCGGCGGCGUACCGUGACUCGAAGGACGAGAGGCGCAAAUCCUGGAGCAGAUCAUCCUCCAGCUCAGACAGCUCCUGCCGCCGGCGUGGAUCCGAGGACAGAAGAGACGGGCGGAGGAGCCGAUCCAGAUCUCCUUACGGCCACAGACGCUCUCGCAGGUCUCGCUCUCCGCGUUACACAAAGCUCACCUCCGCUCACCGUCGCUCCCGAAGCCCGAGGAGACGUUAUCCGUCCAGCAGGAGGGACGAGGAGCGGCGCCCUGAAAGACGGCCUCUCAGGAGACCGUCGUCACCCAGGAGGAGCCGCGAGAGACGAACGUCCGCAGAGAGAUCGGCCCGUCGGGACGAGAGGUCGAGCAGUGCGGAGAGGCUGACCAAGACGCUGCUGGAGUCCUCAGCUGUCCAGGCUCUGUCCCGCCAGAUGGACGUGGAGAGCGUGGUUAAAACUCUGGCUCCGGUCUUGUUAGCCGAGCUCGGCAAGAUGAAGGCGCCGAAGCAGCCCUGCGACACGGCGGAGGCGCCUAAAGCGAAGAGCGCCGCGUCUUCCUCUGCAAAGCCUGAGUCUCCUUCGGCUGAGCGGAAACAGGCUGCUGUAAGAAAACCCGGGCCGUCAACAGCGGAGCGCAAACCGGCGGACGAAGCGGAGCCAAAACGUCCUGCGAUCACAUCCACAGCUGCAGCUGCAGCUGCAGCGCCGAACAGAGAGCUGUUUUCUGCAGACGGUCUGACUCCAGGGGAGCAGAUAGAAAAACGCCUCGAUCCCAAAGACCUGCGUCCUCUUGAAUUUGAAGGUGUCCUAUCACUGCCAGAUACGCAUCAGCUGCUGAUAACCAACCUUCCUGAGUACUUUGAUGGCCGUUACACGGAGGAUGAGCUCGUCGAGCUUCUCCGACCUUACGGAUUCAACAACAGCUGUGACAUUUUUGUGAUUCCUCAGAAACAAAUGGCUGUUGCUUUCAUGCCGCAUGGAGACGGGCUGAAGGAUGCGCUCAGAACCUCGUGUGACGGCGGCAUCUUCCUCAAAGGAGCUAAGCUUCAUCUUCAGGCUUGCAGAUUAACAAGUAUUUCAGCGGAUUGUAGCAGUGCUGAGGACCCUCCAUUGCUUGGGUUCUACAAAGCUCUGAUGAAGUGCGUGCAUUUCAACGUGAAUAAUUCGGGGGGAAAUAUAAUCUACAUCCAGAAUAUCUCACCAAGCGAGGCCCGCGACCUCAGGAAGGCUCUGAGAAAGAUUGGGGGCGUAAGGAACUACCUGCCUCUACUCAACAAGGUUUAUGUCGAGUUUGAGUCGGAUCAAGACGCGGAUCGGCUCGGAGUUUGGUACAGCUUCCUGAAACGAGGCCGUGAACACAACGUGGAGAGGUUAAGACUACCAAAGACCCCCGCAAUAACACCCACUCCUAGUCUGCCUGCACAGGCCCUGCCUGACAGCGGUGAUGCUGUCGCUGAUGCAAGGAUCCCAAAAGCCAACAGUGGCGUUCCAGCUGGUACCGUCCCACCAUUUUGGAUCACCAUGCCAAAUGCGGCGUACGUGUUUCCCACUGUGUCGCCCUGGUUCAACAUCCCUGAUUUCCUGACGGUGACGGGAGUUGACGACAUAGAGAAAGCUCGGCCUCAGGCCUCCACAUCCUCCACCAUCAUGCUGACUGGUUUCUGUGGAUCAGCGUGGACCCAGGACCAAGUCAGUAAGCUGGUGUCGCCUUAUUUCCCCAAAACGGACCUCGGGUCUUCGGGCUUCGGCGUCGCCUUCCUGCCGCUGCAGAGGAGGGCCUUUGUGUUUUUCUCCUGCUGGGAUUCCUGCUGCGCCUUCGUCCGGGAUCACCUCAAAAAUCCCUUUUCUGAGGAAAGCGCCGCCCUCAGCGUCCACUUUGUGUUAGAGGACGUCCGUCCAGGAGCUGCUGAGGAGGCGUUGUACGCGACUCUGAUGAGACUGAGCAACGCUCACGUUUCCGAGCACGAGUCCCUCACUGAGCGACUCGUCUGUGUGGACGUCUCCGAUGUCCACUUGGACUUCGUCACAUGCCUUCUGAAAGUGGUUGAAACUAUCGCUCCUUUUGACAACUACCUGGUGCUUGCUGAUCGAAUCUACAUAGAAAUGUGUGAAUCCAGCGGCGUAGCUCAGGUGUUGGACUCUGACUUGUUGAAGCGUCCGUCUCAGAGUGGUGGUGGCUGGAGGGUUCAAAACGUCCGUCGUUUGAAGAGCCUAGAGGAGAGCAGACCUGCAGAUGGAGUCCAGCCUGGUGGCUCUGAAACCUCCGAUAGCCCUAAGAUCAAAGAUGAAGGUUGUGAAGAGCGGCGCAGCGACGCAGGUGCUUCUGUCACUGAGCCGGAGGACUUCCAGAGACCAGAUUCAGGUGGUAAUCAGACUGAAAGCAAAAGUUACCAUCAACACCCUGAAAUUCCUUGUGACGAGUUAUCUAAAGCCGACAGUGGACCCAUGGAGGAAGAGGAAAAGGACAGGGAGCUGAUUGUUCCUGUAAAAGAUCAGCCGGCGAGGACGGAGGAGGGUUUGGAGGGUAACGACAAACGGGAGCGAACGAUUGAAGAAGAAGUGACGAUUCAGGAAGAUAGUAGAUCGACCAGGAGGAGCAGCAGCAGGAUCAGGAGGUCUGAAGCCAAACCAGAAGAGAAACCAUCAAAGAAACAGAAAACAGCAGGUAAAAAAUGUAAGACAGGAGAAAAAGAGGAUAACGAGACCAAGGUGGAAGAUAGAGGUGCUGCUCCAGCUGAAGGAGACGUCACGUGUGGCGCUGCGGCCGAGGAGGAGCUAGAACAGCACCAGGAGGCUAAGAGAUCCGAUCCAGCAGGGAAGGAAAGGAAAUCCAGAACAAAUCCAAACAAACAACCAGGAGGUGACACUGGAGAAGAUGAACGGGCCUCCGUGAAGCCUGAGGUCACAGCUGCUCUAAACGAGGACCAGGAAGACAGAGCAGAUACUCUGAGAUCUGCCGACAGCACAGAUACAAACCGCCCAGAUCAGAGUCUGAACGCUGAAGCUGAAGUGAAGGUGGAGGAGAAGGAAGACGAGGUGACGCCGACCAGAAAGAGAGGCCGACCCAGGAAGAAAAGCAGGAAGACUCCCGUGAGAAAAUCUGCCAGAGGAAAAACUGAGAGCAAUGACGACAACAGAGAAGAAGACGACGACGAAUCGAGGCCUCCUGGUUCCUCUAUAGCUCUGGAUGUCGACGUGUCGGCUCUGUCGGGUGACGUCCAGCUGGAGAUCCAGGAGGAGGAGGAGAAGGAAACAGACGCUGAAGGUCCUGACAGACAGAACCUGGACGGAUGCUUGGGGGAGGAUGAAGGACACGGCAGAGCCGAUUUAAAAGCAGGCGGUAGAAAACGAGGGAAGAAGCUCGUUGAACCUGAGAAAAAGCAAACGCGUCAGUCUUAUUGUGGCGCCGACGACUUCAGCCUGCCGCCGUUCAGCCCCGACCGCUCCUUUGGUGAGGAGUUUACUGUCCGUAAACUGGGAUACUUCUGCUCCCUCUGCUCCGUUUUCUUUCUGCUUAAGAGCGCCAAAGACGAGGAUCACUGCUGCAGCGAAACGCAUUACGAGAACCUGCUGAAACAUUACCAGGUGAACGGAGAGCCACCUUCACCGCCUUCAAGAAGGAAGACCAGACGCUCUCGAUGAUCCUUUGUUUGUUUUUUUUGAACAAUCAGAAUCGUCCAAGUUUGGUGCACAAACAAGGAAUUUGAUUGUGUUCAGAGAGAC
Messenger RNA from Fundulus heteroclitus (mummichog), 5521 nucleotides. RefSeq lists its product as uncharacterized. The transcript has 31 exons. The record is from RefSeq and is a predicted model, not a curated record. Lineage: Eukaryota; Metazoa; Chordata; Actinopteri; Cyprinodontiformes; Fundulidae. Gene Ontology annotation, molecular function: zinc ion binding; nucleic acid binding. The coding region runs from base 377 to 5440 and encodes 1687 amino acids.